ACGACGGAAGUACAACUGAGCGCCGCUAUGGCGUCGGCUGCUAGAAAGGUUCACGGCAAACGAAUGUUCCAGUCUCCUUAUUUCUUAGUAGCAUGCCUGACCAUUUUAUUGUGUGGAUCUGACUGUGCAAGUGGAGAUGAAUUGAGGUUUGGAGAUAUAGUCAUGGUCCUUCAGAUGCAGCCUCAUCCAUACCACUUGUUACGAGCCCACAAGUUCCGGGAACAUUUUGAGGAACAGAUUAGUUCCCUUCCAAAAAAUGAGAGGCCAGGCCUAUACCUGACAUACGAAGAAUGGCCAGAGAUGAGGGGGGCAUGGACAGUGUUUCCAUUGAUACCUCAAUUCAUCAAAAUGUUUUCAGAGAAAAAAUGGAUAUUUAUUUGUGAGGAGGAAACCCGUGUAGACAUUAAAAAAGUUCUUUCAGUCCUUCAACGAUAUGAUAGCAGCCAGGAUAUUUUUCUAGGUCGAGAACUGAAAGACAAGCAUGCCACAAUCAUCCAUCAUUUUGCAUUUUAUGAGAGUCCAUCAGUGUUCUCCUACCCAGAUUUUGGAGCUGGCCUUGCAUUUACUCUUCCAUUAAUUAUUAAGAUGGGGGCAGUUCUGAGAGAGGACUUUUCUUUUUCCAUUGAUGCUAAACAUGAGCUUGCAUUAUUUCUCAAGGACAAGCUGAAUGUCCUGCUGACACCUGUGUGUGCUUUCUGUGGCAACAAGGAGGAGACUGAAGAAAGACAAGGUUGUGACUGUGCAACAUGGCAACCCCUGAAAUUCCCAUCCUGUGGUCAUCCAGUAAGGGCAGAGGAGUUAUUUGUGGCAGUGAAGACAUGUCAGAAGUUCCAUAAUGACAGAGUGCAAGUUGUGAAAAAUACAUGGGCUCCAGAGGCAGAGUUCAUUGAGUACUACAGCGAUGAAGUGAAUGAUUCCAUUCCUACUAUUGAUUUGGGUGUUCCGAAUACAGAAGUGGGGCACUGCUCAAAGACCCGUGAAAUUAUUCGGCGAACUGCAUCUCAUGAAAAUAUUUCCAACAUACCCUGGAUUCUAAUUCUCGAUGAUGACACAAUUAUCAAUCUGGAACGUCUCCGUCAUCUGCUGACUUGUUACAAUACAUACCAACCUCUCAUAUUAGGUGAACGAUAUGGCUAUGGGUCUUCUACUGGACUUGGCUAUGAUUAUAUCACAGGUGGGGGAGGGAUGGUUUUCAAUCAGCCAGCUGUGAAAAAACUUGCAGCAGAGUUUGUGUGUGCACAGGAUCAUUCACCUGAUGACAUGUUGAUUGGAAUGUUUGCUGCUAGAGAGAAAAUGCUUCUCAUUCAUAGUCCUUACUUUCAUCAAGCACGACCAGAAGAUUAUAGCCCUGAGUUUCUUAGUAACCAGGUACCUGUGUCGUUCCACAAACACUGGAACACGGACCCUUACAAAAUCUACCAGCUGCUGAAGGAAGGGAAACCACUCUCCAACAACACGCAGCAAAAGAGCACAAGCAAUGAUAAGCACAUUGAGUUGUGAUUAUUAAUAGACUUUGUUUACUAUGACAGGCAUAAUAGGACUCCAAUGUGUGAUUAUAUGUACAUCUUGUUUCCUGUGACCAGGCAUAGCAGAUCUUCAACAUGUAUAAAUGGCAAGCAUAAAAUAUUUUGGAGCAUCCUGGUAGGAACAUUCUUUCUUCAACACUCUUUUGGUAUUAAGAACUAAUUCAAAUCAUUAACAAGUAACCUGCCUGAACAUGCAAAUUUUACUUUAACUAGAGUUCUGUUUCAUCAUAGGCGUUUGGACUACGAAAUGUGUUGCAGGUGGCACACAAGCAUGCAAUUUACUCUAAACAGGCAGGUCUGUUUUAGAUUUGCAAAACAUGCAGUGGUCGAUUUUUCCACUGUCAGUCAAGUUCUAAACACAAAAAUUGUUUGCAAUAAAAUUCUGUUUGAAAAAAAUGUUUAAUAAAAACCAUAGCAGUUGA
Molecule: messenger RNA, 1948 nt
Organism: Pomacea canaliculata
Lineage: Eukaryota; Metazoa; Mollusca; Gastropoda; Architaenioglossa; Ampullariidae
Product: beta-1,3-glucosyltransferase-like
Exons: 14
Coding region: 28-1500 (490 amino acids)
Cellular component (GO): membrane
Molecular function (GO): acetylglucosaminyltransferase activity
Source: RefSeq, a predicted model, not a curated record